AUGGGAAGACUUCUUCAAGACACGAGUGAUGAGUUUGCAAUAGACAAAGCGUUAAGGGUAUACCCCACAAAUCAACAAGUUAACGACCACAACUCUGCUGUAUUGAAUUUGUAUAGAAAUAAUGGUGCUCGCAUUUACAAAAUAAAAGCGCAGGAUCAGCUAGUACACGCCACACGAAAUGCAGACAAUGUGGAUAUAGCUACUAUAAUACCAGCUGAUAUCAACAAAACUGGGGGUUUACCAGCGGAACUGCAAAUAUUUGUGGGGGCAAAAGUCAUGCUACGGUCCAAUAUUGACGUUUCAAAGGGAUUAGUAAAUGGCGCUAUAGGCUACAUCAACGAAAUCGUUUGGCCUCAAUUUCGUCGAACUCAGAUGUAUGCAACAGAUGUACCUUCCGUCCGAAUUGAUUUCGCAAGAGACGGAGUACAUCUUAUACACCCGAAAGCCAUACAGUUUCCAGCUAAGUACAAUUACGGGACGGCUGAAAGAAGAAUGUUGCCUUUAAUAUAA
Messenger RNA from Parnassius apollo (apollo), 510 nucleotides. The record is from the annotation of a GenBank genome assembly. NCBI's taxonomy places the organism in Eukaryota, Metazoa, Arthropoda, Insecta, Lepidoptera, Papilionidae.